Messenger RNA from Didymodactylos carnosus, 5670 nucleotides. Lineage: Eukaryota; Metazoa; Rotifera; Eurotatoria; Philodinida; Philodinidae. The record is from the annotation of a GenBank genome assembly.
AUGUUCGGUUAUCGAGUUAUCAAGUGCUCGAUGGAAAAAACCCGUGAACCAAUGUUUAUUGUGGGAUGUUUUUUCAUUGUUUUAUACUAUUUAUCCUCUAAUGUUCAUGGACAAGUUGAUCCACAAAAUCGUAUUGAUUGUUAUCCAGAAGCUUCUGGUACACCGCUGAGUAAUUAUAGUAAAGAAGCGUGUUUAAGUCGACAUUGUCUGUACGAUGAAAAUGCAUAUGGUCAUGGAAUUCCUCAAUGUUAUUAUGCACCCAAUUAUGGUUACAUAUUACAAGAAAGCCAACCAGAGCAAACUUCAAAUGGCAUGAGAUUUAAAUUGAAACGAAACACUGCUGUACAAAGUCCAUUUCAAGAGCCAAUUGAGAAUGUUUUACUCGAUGUAGAAUAUUAUACCAAUGAGAUUUUACAUUUUAAGUUGUAUGAUGCGGAUAAAGCACGUUACGAAGUUCCGAUUCCAUUGCGUCCAUCAUCGGGCAAAGCUCAAUCACCACAAUAUGAAUUUAUUGAAUCAUCAGAUGCGUCAUUAGAUAAUAUAUUUUCAUUUGUUAUUAAACGUCGUUCAACAUCUCAAAAUCUUUUUGAUACAUCACUUGGCGGUCUUGUAUUAAAUAAUCAAUUUUUACAAAUAGUUACACGUCUUCAAUCAUCGAAUGUAUACGGUUUUGGUGAAAAUAAUCAUGAUACAUUAAAACAUAAUUUACAAUAUACAUCAUGGGGUAUUUUUGCAAGAGAUCAGGGAACAAAUUGGUUGACAAAUACAAAUCAUUAUGGUCAACAUCCAUUUUAUUUGGUUAUGGAACAACAAAAAAACACUCGAUCACCAUCAGGCAAUAUGCACGGAGUUUUACUACUUAACUCAAAUGCUAUGGAUUAUUCAUUUACACCUUCACCAUCAUUGACAAUGAGAACAAUUGGAGGAAUUUUAGAUUUUUAUGUUUUCAUGGGACCAGAACCCGAAACGGUCGUUCAACAAUAUACAUGGCUUGUUGGACGAUCAAUAUUACCACCAUACUGGUCAUUAGGCUUUCAGUUAUCGCGUUGGGAUUAUUCGAACAUAACCCACAUGAAAAACAUUGUUCAACGUAAUUUAGAUAAAGGGAUUCCCUUAGAUGUGCAAUAUGCCGACAUUGAUUAUAUGGAUGCUGAAAAAGACUUUACAGUGGAUCCAAUUAAUUUUAAAGGUUUAAAAGAAUAUUUUAAUGAAUUAAAAACAAAAGGAAUACACACAAUAGUAAUCCUCGAUCCCGGAGUUAUUGACGAAGCAGAUUAUCAACCGACAAUAACCGGAAAAGAGCAAAAUGUGUUCAUUAAAUGGGAUAAUGGAACAGAUAUGAAAGGAGCCUGCUGGCCAGGCGAGGUGUAUUUUCCCGAUUAUUUCUUAGAGCGAACGCAAAAGUGGUGGGCAAAAUGGAUAACAGAUUUUAGAAAUGUGAAUUUAACAUUUGACGGACUUUGGAUUGAUAUGAAUGAACCGGGUAAAUUUAUCUAUUGCAGUAAUUAUACAUUGAAAUGUCCUGUUAAUCAAUAUGAUGAUCCACCUUAUCGAACAAAAGCUAUCUAUCGAUUCGAUAAAGAAAAUGAGAAACCAAAACGAUUAUCCGAUCGAACAUUGUGUAUGGCUGCACAUCAGGGUGAUCCUGAUAACGGCGGAGAACCACAAUAUCGACAUUAUGAUGUUCAUGGUUUAUAUGGUUGGAGUCAAACAAAGCCAACACUGGACACCAUGCGAGCGAUAACAGGAAAACGUAGUCUUGUAUUGCCACGUUCAACGUUUGUUGGUUCGGGCCAAUGGUCUGGUCAUUGGGGAAAAGCAAAGGGUGAAAGUGAUAAUGAGGCAACGUGGCAUGAAAUGAAACGUUCAUUAAUUGGAAUGGUUGAAUUCAACUGGUUUGGUAUUCCAUUCAAUGGAGCUGAUAUAUGCGGCUUUUCUGAGACACCAUCAGAAGAAAUGUGUAUACGUUGGAUGCAAGUCGGUGCAUUUUAUCCAUUUUCACGUAAUCACAACGUAUGGAAAACGGAAGAUCAAGAUCCUGCUCACUGGAGUGAUAUGGCUGUAGGAAUAAUGGUGAAAGCAUUAAAAAUUCGUUAUACACUAUUACCAUAUUAUUAUACAUUAUUCUUUAAAGCGCAUACGCGCGGUUCUACUGUUAUUCGUCCACUCUUUCACGAGUAUCCACAAGAUCAAAUAACGACAGAUAUAUUUUUACAGUUUCUUAUUGGUCCAGGUAUCAUGAUAGCACCAGUCACUGAUGAUAAUGCGCGAGAAAUCAGUGUAUAUAUUCCAUCGUCACAUUGGUAUGAUUUUUAUACAGGUAAAAGAAUGAACAUGUUGAAUCAAUGGGUAAAAAUUCAAGCUCCACUAGAUACAAUUCCAAUAUUUUUACGUGGUGGUUAUAUCAUUCCAACACAAGAAUUUGCAAAUAAUACGGUUUAUUCACGUAAAAAACCAUUUGGAUUAACAAUUGUUUUAAAUUCAAAAGGAAAUGCUGAAGGUGAUUUAUUUUAUGAUGAUGGUGAUUCAAUUACCUCAGUUGAAGCACACCAAUAUUAUUAUGCACAAUUCAAAUGGGUACAAACAGAAAUGAAAUUAACCAUUAAUGUUGUUGAAAAUAAUUAUGGAUCUAUGGAACAGUUAAUAUUAGAUUCAUUAACAAUUUAUGGAUUAGACAAUAUACCAUCAUCGUUCGUUAUUGAUGGAAAACAACCUGUCACAAAUUUUCAUAUGAAACCAAAUACACAAAUAUUGGAAUUAACUGGACUCAAUAUGAAAAUGACAACAAACCAUACAGUAACAUGGUCUGGAUCGGGAAUUAUUCUAGUUGAACAGCCAGAUGAUAUUGCAACAAAACCUGAGUACAGAGUUGACUGUUAUCCAGAUCCAAAUGCUGAUGCUAAUAAAUGUCGUGGAAGAGGCUGUGAAUGGGAUCCACCAACUAUAACUGGUGUUCCUGCAUGUUAUGUUCCAAAAUCAAAAGGUGGUUAUCAACUUAUCGAUCAAGAGGCAAUUGAACAAUAUGGUACUCAAUAUAAAUUACAACGUUUAUCAACAAAACCCUUACAUAAGAUGGCAGCACGUCGUCCACCAAACUAUCGUAUUGACAAUCGUGUACAAGAACAACAAUCAGAAGCUCCUGUUAGAAAUUUAAUCGAGACAAAAGACUCCGAAUUUAGUUUAUUUGGUAAUGACGUCGAUAAUUUAAGAUUACAAAUGACAACAUCAGGAACAGAUAUGAUUCGUUUGAAAAUUGUUGAUUUGGAUCAUCAACGUUAUGAAGUACCCAUUCCCAUAACUUGGAAUCCGUGGUCCACUGCUGCUAGUAUAGCUCAACAAAAAAUUAAAUUUCAAUUAACACAAACGCAAUACAAACAGCUUGGUUUUCAAAUUGUGAGAACAGAUACUAAAUCAGUUCUAUUUGAUACAUCGUAUUUUGCUGAGGGUUUCAUUUAUGAUGACAAAUAUUUACAAUUCAUGACAACGAUUCCGUCAAGAAAUGUUUACGGUAUGGGUGAAAAUACUCAUCCAACAUUUCGACAUGUGUUAAAUUCCGGUGUUCGAUAUGGAGUAUUUGCACGUGAUCAACCGCCCGCAGGUUCAAAUGAAAAUUUAUACGGUACCCAGCCAUUUUAUAUGGUCGUAGAAAAUGAUGGAAAUGCUUUUGGUGUUCUUAUCUACAAUUCAAAUGCUCAAGAUUAUAAAUUUAGUGAAUAUGAACAGGAUCAAUCACUGUUGACUUAUCGUACAAUUGGAGGAAUUUUAGAUCUCUUCUUUUUUGCUGGACCAACUCCUGAAGCUGUGAUUCGACAAUAUCAACAACUUAUUGGUUUUCCGUAUAUGCCACCAUAUUGGGCUUUAGGAUUUCAGUUGUGUCGAUAUGGAUAUGACACAUUAGAAAAUAUGAAAGCAGCCAUGAACAGAACAGUUUCAAACGGAAUUCCACUCGAUAUAAUGUAUGGCGAUAUUGAUUAUUUUGAAAAUCAACUUGACUUUACAUGGGAUCCAAUUCGUUUCAAAGAUUUACCCAAAUUUGUUGAUUCAUUACAUGAUCAAGGAAUGAAAUUUAUUACAAUAUUAGAUCCAGCUAUUGAUUCAGAACAAGAAAAUUAUCCACCAUAUUCAAACGGACAAGCCAAAGAUAUCUGGGUGAAAUGGCCAAAGGAUAAAAAUCUCCAAUUUAAUGAAACAGGAAAUCGUAAUAUGCUCGGUUACGUAUGGCCACUUGGAAAAACUGUAUUUCCCGAUUACUUUAAUCCUGCUGCUAUAGCCUGGUGGAAGUCUGAAAUUUUAAAUUAUCAUCAAAAACUGAAAUUUGACGGUUUAUGGAUUGAUAUGAAUGAACCGGCUAAUUUUGAUACAAAUAAACUGCAGCCAUGGAAUUGGAAUAGACCUGAACCAUGGAAUCUUCACUGUCCUGAUGAUGAAGAAUGGGAUAAUCCUCCGUAUAAAACUGCAUUACAUGGUGAUCGUAUAUCUGAUAAAACGCUGUGUAUGAUUGCUGAACAUACUGAUGGUUCUCGAAUCUUUCGUCAUUACGAUGUUCAUAAUUUAUAUGGAUUGACAGAAACUAUAGCUACACUUCCAGCUGCACAAGCUUUAGAAAAUAAACGUUCAAUUGUCGUUAGUCGUUCAACAUUUCCAACAUCAGGUGCAAUUAGUGGUCAUUGGUUAGGCGAUAAUUCAGCUUUAUGGUCACACGUUAAAUAUAACAUUAUCGGCAUGUUAGAAUUUAAUCUAUUUGGUAUACCGUAUGUAGGUGCAGAUAUCUGUGGAUUUGAAGGUGCUACAACUGAGCAAUUAUGUCAGAGAUGGAUGCAGUUGGGUGCAUUUAAUCCAUUUUUUCGUAACCACAAUGGUAUAAAAUAUCCGGAUCAAGAUCCAGGUAUAUUUUCUGCACCCGUUGUUGCAUCCAAUCGUAAAGCAGUCGAGCUACGUUAUACAUUAAAUCCAUUUUUAUACUCAUUAUUUCAUCGUGUCCAUAUUUCUGGUGGCACAGUUGUUCGCAGUAUGGCACAUGAAUUUUCAAAAGAUAGUCAAUGUUGGGCGUUGGAUGAACAAUUUCUAUGGGGUAGUUCUUUAUUAAUCGCUCCGGUUGUUUAUGAGAAUAAAAUUGAAAAGACAGUAUACUUUUCCGGUUUAAAUUCAACAGAAAGAUGGUAUGAUUAUUAUACGGGUAAAGAGGUGUUUCAAACAACUUCAACAACAUCACUUGUAACCGUACCAGCUGCUUAUGAUUAUUUACCAUUAUUUAUGAGAGGUGGUGCAAUUAUUCCACACCAAAAAUCAGCUAUGAACACCGUUGCCAGUCGUUUACAAUCAAUGUACUUGAAAAUAGCAUUAGAUACUCAACAAAAAGCUAAAGGUGAUUUAUAUUGGGACGAUGGUGAAACUAUAGAUGCCUAUGAAUCGAAUUACUAUUCUUACUUUAUCUUUAACUAUGAGUCAAAUCGUUUAACACUGGAACCAUGGACAUUCAAAUAUACCGAUAUUAAAUUUUUAUUAGAUGAAAUUUAUAUUUAUGGUUUGACACUAAAACCUCAACGAAUAACAUUGAAUAAUCAAGAAAUACCAACAUCAAAAUGGGAAUAUGUAGAAAACAUGCAAACAUUGCAUAUUGAGUCAUUACAAUUGAAUAUGGGUAAAACGCAAAAAUUUGUUUUGACUUAA